This is a messenger RNA of Geosmithia morbida, 1947 nucleotides long. Its product is annotated as glucoamylase. The coding region runs from base 1 to 1947 and encodes 648 amino acids. Gene Ontology annotation, biological process: polysaccharide catabolic process. The record is from RefSeq and is a predicted model, not a curated record. NCBI's taxonomy places the organism in Eukaryota, Fungi, Ascomycota, Sordariomycetes, Hypocreales, Bionectriaceae. Gene Ontology annotation, cellular component: fungal-type vacuole. The transcript has 6 exons. Gene Ontology annotation, molecular function: glucan 1,4-alpha-glucosidase activity; starch binding.
AUGCAGCUCCUCUCCACCGCCUUCCUGGUGGGAUCUGCUCUCCUCCAGACCGUCCUCGGUCGUCCGGAGCGAGGCCCUGCCAGCCGCGCCAACAUCCUCAAGAGGUCCGUCGAUAGCUUCAUCGAGUCCGAGACUCCCUACGCCUACGAGCGUCUCCUCUGCAACUUUGGUGCCGAUGGAUGUGCUGCUUCUGGCGCCUUGGCCGGUGUAGUCAUCGCCUCUCCCUCCAAGAGCGACCCCGAUUACUUUUACACCUGGACCAGAGAUGCCGGCCUCGUCCUCAAGGGCGUCGUAGACAGCUUCACCAGCUCCUACGACAGCACCUUGCAGGGCCACAUCCAGGAGUACGUCAUCUCUCAGGCCAAGCUCCAGGGUGUCUCCAACCCUUCCGGCUCCCUCUCUGGUGGCUCCGGUCUCGGUGAGCCCAAGUUCAACGUUGACCUGACUCAGUUUACUGGCUCUUGGGGUCGCCCCCAGCACGAUGGUCCUGCCCUCCGGGCCAUUGCCCUGGUCUCCUACGCCAAGUGGCUCAUCGACAAUGGCUACGAGUCCACCGCCAGCGAGGUCGUCUGGCCCGUAGCCCGCAACGAUCUCGAAUACGUUGCUCAGUACUGGAACAACACCGGUUUCGACCUGUGGGAGGAGGUCAACGGCAGCUCCUUCUUCACCACGGCCAGUCAGUGGAGGGCCCUUGUCGAGGGUGCCUCUCUGGCUUCGACCCUUGGCCAGACCACCGCCAGCUCCAAGUACUCCAGCAUUGCCCCGCAGAUCCUCUGCUUCCUCCAGACCUUCUGGAUUCCCGAGCAGGGAUACGUUGACGCCAACAUCAACGUCAACGACGGCCGCACAGGAAAGGACACCAACACGGUCCUGGCCUCGAUCCACACCUUCGACCCCGCCCUAGGCUGCGACUCGACCUCCUUCCAGCCCUGCAGCGACCGGGCCCUGUCCAACCUCCGGCUGGUGGUCAGCUCGUUCCGCGGCUACGCCAUCAACAGCGGCAUCGCCACCGGCCAGGCCAUCGCCGUGGGCCGCUACUCCGAGGACGUCUACUACGACGGCAACCCGUGGUACCUCAACACCCUGUCCGUGGCCGAGCAGCUGUACGACGCCGUGUACGUGUGGAAGGCCCAGGGCUACAUCACCGUGACGUCGCUGUCGCUCCCCUUCUUCCAGGACCUAGCCCCCUCCACCGCCGCGGGCACAUACCUGUCCGGCUCCACCACCUUCGACGGCCUCGUCGACGCCGUCUCCACCUACGCCGACGGCUUCGUCGAGGUCGUCUCCACCUACGCCGGUACCGACGGCGCCCUGGCCGAGCAGUACUCCAAGAGCGACGGCACCCCCACCUCCGCAGAGCACCUCACCUGGUCCUACUCCGCCUUCCUGACCGCCGUCGCCCGCCGCGCGGGAACUGUGCCCCCCUCCUGGGCCAGCCAGCCCGACAUCGUCCUGCCCGCGUCGUGCCAAAAGUCCACCGCCGUCGGAUCAUACACCUCCGCCACGGUCACCACCUUCCCCGGAAGCCUGACCGCCACCGGCACUGCCACUGGUACCACCGCCGGCACUGCCACCACCACCGCCACCACCGCCACUUCUACCAAGGCCACCUCCACCUCGUGCGUCCAGGCUACCGCCGUCGCCGUCACCUUCACCGUCAAGGCCGCGACCCAGUACGGCCAGACCGUCAAGAUCUCCGGAAACUCUGCCGAGCUCGGUAGCUGGGACACUUCCAAGGCCGUCGCCCUCAGCGCCUCCGACUACACCGCCUCCAACCCUGUCUGGAAGGGGACCGUCAACCUCCUGCCCGGGGAGUCGCUCCAGUACAAGUACAUCAACGUCGCCUCGAACGGUGCGGUCACCUGGGAGACUGGCGCGAACCGCGCCUACACCGUUGCCACCGGUUGCUCAUCGACUGCUUCUCAGAGCGAUACGUGGCGCCCGUAG